AUGUCGUUCUUCAAAGUCACUCUCAUCCGAUCGAGCAUCGGUAUGCCACAGAAGAAGGUCGGAGUUCUAAAAGCCCUCGGUCUCCGAAAACGAAUGCGAACGGUCUUCCACAAGAUCACACCAGCGACGGCGGGUCAGUUGAUGAAGGUCAAGGAACUGAUUGCUCUCUCCACAACGGAUAAGAAGCUGACGAGGAGGGAGAUACACGAGAAACGACAACCGCCAUGUGGGUUUGUGGUUGAGAAGUCGAGGUUUUUACGAUCGGAGGAGUCGCCGUCGUCGUGA
Orbilia oligospora ATCC 24927 is the source of this 285-nucleotide messenger RNA. RefSeq lists its product as uncharacterized. NCBI's taxonomy places the organism in Eukaryota, Fungi, Ascomycota, Orbiliomycetes, Orbiliales, Orbiliaceae. The record is from RefSeq and is a predicted model, not a curated record. Gene Ontology annotation, biological process: translation. Gene Ontology annotation, cellular component: mitochondrion; large ribosomal subunit. Bases 1 to 285 code for a protein of 94 amino acids. The transcript has a single exon. Gene Ontology annotation, molecular function: structural constituent of ribosome.